Colias croceus (clouded yellow) is the source of this 771-nucleotide messenger RNA. RefSeq lists its product as uncharacterized. The transcript is spliced from 2 exons. The record is from RefSeq and is a predicted model, not a curated record. Lineage: Eukaryota; Metazoa; Arthropoda; Insecta; Lepidoptera; Pieridae. The coding region runs from base 98 to 583 and encodes 161 amino acids.
GAACAGUUGCAGUCAUGCAGUCAGUCUAUGGUCGUUGGACCACAGUGGAUUGUAUACAUCUACCAAUACUACGUUUGUGUUGUGUUUUGUGUCAUCAAUGAUCAUGGAGAAAUCAUUCAACUUCGAUGAAAAUACCUAUAAACUGUGUUACUACUCGCCACUCUCUCCUCAAAACGAAGAAGAGAGUGAUGACAUCAUCGUUAAUAACACAGACGAUGGCGGAAAAAGGAAAUUGCAGUCAAUUGAUCAAUUUUUUGAAGUGGCACCAAAAAUAAAAAGGAAGAAGCUGCUAUCGUCAACUGUGGCACGAGCCGCUAGAGAUGGUGUAUCAUACAUCUCUACAAAUUCUGAUGACGGAGACCAAGCGAUGCAUCUCAUAAAAAUUGAAAUGUAUGAUAUGAAGAAACUAUCCAAGAUUCCAACUAGUGAUCACUGGAAGCACGCUACCACGAGGAUUAAAUAUUACGUAAAGAAAAAUAAGGAUAGCAUCUAUGACAACACAAACGCCCUCGUAUACAAUAUUACAAAGACAAUAGCAGAAAUUGAAAAAGUGAAAAAAUACUUUUUUAACAAUGAUCAUUAGUUAAUGUGAUUAUGUUUUCUUAAAUUACUUCUAUGUACUCAUUAGAUUUUACAAAACUUUCCUAAUCUUAUGAUAGACUAUAAAUAUUGAACAUUUUUUUAAAUUGAGUAUCAGUUGCUCUACCAACACUUAACUGUUACUUACUGUGCUACAUACUUUCUUCUUUAUUAUAAAGAUGGAAAACUUUA